Molecule: messenger RNA, 1458 nt
Organism: Dermacentor silvarum
Lineage: Eukaryota; Metazoa; Arthropoda; Arachnida; Ixodida; Ixodidae
Product: ATP-binding cassette sub-family C member 5-like
Exons: 2
Coding region: 302-670 (122 amino acids)
Biological process (GO): transmembrane transport
Cellular component (GO): membrane
Molecular function (GO): ATP hydrolysis activity; ATP binding; ATPase-coupled transmembrane transporter activity
Source: RefSeq, a predicted model, not a curated record
GUACAUGAUGGUCGUCACUCGAGCGUUUUUGCGUUCUCUUCCCACCGGUAUGCGGCCGCAGUGGGUGGGAUUCGAACGCGCGACGUCGUGCUCAAAAGCCGGACGGCAAAGCCAUUGUGCCACAUCAGCGGGUCAGUAGUCACCGUGAUCCCCGUCACCUCUCUCGAUAUUUUCAUCUCUCUUGAAAUCACUUUAGUCGCGUCGAGGCCUCUGGUUACCAGCGGAACAAAGUUUGAGGAACACUUCCUCAAAGUCGUGACUCCUGUCCUUUUAGAGUCUAAUUUGCCUUAAUGUGUAACAUAUGUCUCCCCGUCUUUUCGGUGCCAGCGUGGGUCAGCGGCAGCUGGUGUGCCUCGCCCGGGCUCUACUUCGCGGAACGAAGAUCCUUCUCUUGGACGAGGCCACGUCACAGAUGGACGGAGACACCGACCAGCUCAUACAGGUGGCGCUGAGGGACGCCUUCGCUCAGUGCACGCUUUUCACCAUCGCCCAUCGCCUGCACACUGUCCUCGACUAUGACAGGAUACUCGUUCUCGAAGACGGCAAAGUCAAAGAGUUCGACUCGGUAUCUAGGCUGCUUUCUGAUGAAUCAUCGAUGUUCUUCAAUAUGGCCACCGAGGCCGGCAUCAAUAGUGUUCGAAAAGAUGAACUCAUCAGCACCACUUUGUGAUAAUCUCUUAGUGCAGCCGUUUUUUUUUUUUCAUCGCACGCACACCAUCAUUCCUAUAGAACUACAUUUUACUGUCUAAUUUAUUUUAAUUUUUUUUACACUUACGAGAUCUUCUGUGACUCAGGUAGCAGGGUAAAUGGGCGUGGCUAAAUUAAAAUCGAGGGCACCGUGGAUUUUAGUCACCUCGCAAUAAGCUUUGUGAUCAAACGUUCGCGCCAUCAACGAACUUUAAAGAAACAGACGCACCAGAGAUAUCAUUGCUCCUUUUUAUGGCUAAGAAAACAAAACAAAGGAAGCAAGGGGGGAGAUAUUGUAGAUGUGAAUUAUUGUAUCAACAGCCUAGCUUGCACAGGUGUUCCACUACCAUGUUCUCCAAUGUGGACCGAAGCAAAACUGGCCGGUAUAGUUGGGCUUGAUUAGCUUACCUUUACUGUUUCGUAUCUUUAAAGUUUGUUACUUGUUUGUGUGCAUUGCUUCCACAUGUUUUCAUUGUGCCAUCUCUAUAAACAGAGCUGUUGGCAUUGUGUUCCUGGUGUUGUCAAUUAUUAUGUCCUCUCUUUCGCUUUCUAUACCCUUACCUCUACCUCCCGUGCAGUGUAUUCAACCACAAAUAUAUCUCUGACACCCUCCUUCCCUUCCAUUCUAUGCAUCCUUUCUCUCUCUUCUCAUCGUUCGUGCGCACCAUCGCUAUUUUUCUUAUCUUACUCACGUUGGACUUACACGUGGAUGUUCACGGUUCCGGAGAGAAAAGAGCGUAGAGCUCAAAAUCAGCGCACAGAAAGCGUUGC